Messenger RNA from Strongylus vulgaris, 258 nucleotides. NCBI's taxonomy places the organism in Eukaryota, Metazoa, Nematoda, Chromadorea, Rhabditida, Strongylidae. The record is from the annotation of a GenBank genome assembly.
GUGACAAUUACUGAUGAAUCGGGUUUGACCGUUAGCGAUGAACAAUGCGAGCAAUUAAGCACUGAGAUGGAAGCAUUGUUAUCAUCUCGGAAACGUGUACGAAUGCCAAGUUCGAUAUUAUCCGAGCUUUAUCCAACAAUGCCAAGUCCUUAUUAUAAGGAGUCCUUCUUUGGUGCAGUCGAUAUUUCUGAUGAAAAGGAAAGUGCCCAAUAUGGAGAGAAAAUGUUCGCACCAAAAUAUCCAUUCUAUACUGAUUGA